UGUCUCCCGCAUUUCAUAACCCCGCACAAUUCCCGCACCCACAUCACUUAUCUCCAGCGUGCCCUCUCACGCAUCCACACGCCUCAGCGGUCCAGCGUGCCUCCCCGCUCUCCCGCGUGCCUCCCCGCUCUCGCGCGUGCCUCCAUGGCCUCCCUGCUCGCCCCCACCGCCCUCACGCACACGCUCGCCUCCUCGCCGCUCGCCACGUGGCACUCCGCCGCAGCGAGCGUCGCUUCGAGGGCGCAGCCCAUGCGACGCCUGCCAUUCGUCCGCGCGUCCGCCUCCCCCGACCCGUCCGCCGCGCCAGCGGAAUUGGAGGCGGCGCCGUCUACGGUGCCCGUUCCCCCGCCCGGGUGGGCGGAGGAGCAGCAGCGCGCGGCGGAGGCGGCGGCGGAGGAGCGCGACGGAGUGACCAUCCGGCGGCGGCCGCCGGGGGGCGCGGCGGCGCACAUGGUGGGGCCGUUCCAGUUCCGCGUGGGCGGCAAGGUGGAGGAGAACGUUCCGCGAAAUAUCUUGGAGGAGAUCGUGUGGCACAAGGACGGCGAGGUGGCGGCGUUCAAGGAGCGCACGCCGCUCGCCGCCCUGGCGCGCGCGCUGGAGGGCGCGGAGCCCGCAAGGGACUUCGUGGGCGCGCUGAGGGCGCACGAGGCGGCGAGCGGCAUGCCGGCGCUGAUAGCGGAGGUGAAGAAGGCGUCGCCCAGCCGCGGAGUCAUCCAGCCCGACUUCGACCCCGUGCGCAUCGCCAAGGCGUAUGAGACGGGUGGCGCCGCAUGCCUGUCGGUGCUCACCGACAGCAAGUUCUUCCAGGGCAGCUUUGAGAACCUGGCGCUGAUCCGCGAGGCGGGCGUGGCGUGCCCGCUUCUGUGCAAGGAGUUCAUCGUGGACGCUUGGCAGGUGUACUGCGCGCGCUCCAAGGGCGCGGACGCCGUGCUGCUGAUCGCGGCCGUGCUGACGGAUCAGGACCUGCGGUACCUGAUGAAGAUCACGCACGCCCUGGGCAUGGCCGCCCUCAUCGAGGUGCACACGGAGCGGGAGAUGGACCGUGUGCUGGCGCUGGAGGGGGUGGCACUCAUCGGCAUCAACAACCGCGACCUCGGCACGUUCAAGGUGGACAUCGGCAACACGCAGCAGCUGCUGGCGGGGGACAGGGGGGCCGCCAUCCGCGACAGAGGCAUCAUGGUGGUGGGCGAGUCGGGCCUCUUCACUCCCGACGAUGUGGCCUUCGUGCAAAAGGCGGGCUGCAAUGCUGUGCUGGUGGGCGAGUCUCUGGUGCGCACCAACGACCCCACGGCCGCCAUUGCUGCCCUCUUCGGCCGCCCCAUCACCACCCACCAGCCCGACGAGGCGCGAGCAUAAACCCAGGGCGCAGCACAUGGGGGGGGGGGGGGGGAGGAGAAGGGGGGGUUGGGGCGCGUGCAGGGAUGCGUGGUAGGGAGUGCGAAUGACAAGUGUAGCAGUGUGCACCGCGGGAGAUACACUCAGCCCAGGAGAGUGCAGCAGUGGCUAUUGUAUAGAGAUCGCUCUUGGACGUGUGCUAUUGUGCACUUGGCAGAGAUUUCCUCUGGAUUAUUCCACCAACAG
Molecule: messenger RNA, 1581 nt
Organism: Closterium sp. NIES-67
Lineage: Eukaryota; Viridiplantae; Streptophyta; Zygnematophyceae; Desmidiales; Closteriaceae
Source: the annotation of a GenBank genome assembly